AUGGCCAGAACCGUCGAUCUUGAACAUGUUGCGGUAGGUUUUCAAGACUUAAAAAAGGCAGGAACGUGGUAUCUUUUUUUCCGAAGCUUACUUAACUCAGAUUCCUUCCAUUUUUUGUUGUAACUUAAUUUUUCUCCUUCAUAAAAGCCUCAAAAAAGAACUACCUUCAGAAGCCUCGCCGGCCGACGUUGCUUCUGGUCCUGCGGCGAACGGGUUACGGUAAAUGUCUGAUGUGCUCACUUUUGCUGGUCCUUUGCUUCGUCUACGCCUCGUUUUGUCACGUCCGUCAUGAGGCCUACUCGGGAAAGCAGCCGCUUCUCAUGUCUGUAGUUUUCAAGGAUAUUUUUUAUUGGUUCAAAUAAUAAGUAGGCAACAACAUAAUUCAACUUUAUUCACGUUAUUCGUGACACUUUCUGACAAGGAAGGUCAUUCAACUUUGGAUUGGGAAUUUCUUGAAAUUUGGCCUGAACACUUCUCGAUUUACCAACCUCAGCUUACACGUGUUUCUAGUUUUUGAUAAAUGGCACCUCAAAAUCCGUUAGAGCAGGCUUUUUAGGUCUGUAGCCCUUAUUUCUCGAAAACUAGGAGGCCCUGCAAGUUGAAACUUUCAGAAUCUUCUUUUGGUCCGUUAAGAAGUGUCCUGGCCAAUUUUCAAGGAAUCUUUCAAAAUUUGGCCUGAACCCUCAUCGGUGUACCAGAAGGUCUUGAAAGUGUCAACCUACACGUAUUCCUAGUUUUUGAGAGAUGGCGCCUCAAAAUCCGUCAGAGUAUGCUUUUUUAGGCCUGUGAGCCUUACUUCUCGUAAACUAGGAGGACGUGCAAGUUGGAACUUUCAGAAUCUUCUUUCACACUCUAACCUCAGAUAGUAGACUUUAAUUUAGAACCGCUUGAGAUGAGGGCGUGCCCAUGUUUGGCCCGAUCUAAUUCCGAAAACAAGUUUCUCUCUGCAGAUACCAACACGGACCAUGCGCCCAGGGGUACAAUUUCGUGCCGAUCGUCUUCGGCUUGAUGUUGUACAUCGUCUACGUCAUGGAAUGCUGGCACAGUCGGACCAAACUCAUCAACAUGAAGAAGGUUCCCAAUAUCCUCUCUACUCCUUAUAAAUCAUCGUUUCCAGGUCCGAGUGGAAGACGCAUUGGACUACAUCAACGCGUUGAAAAACUCGCCGCCAAUCGUAUGGUGGAAGAGCGUCUGCUAUCACUAUACUCGGAAAACGCGGCAGAUCACCAGGUUUUUUCGGGAAAUCUUCUUCUUUUGAAGAAGUUCAAGGACAGGUAUCGGAAUGGAGACGCGCUGCCGGCGACGCAAGUAUUCUACGAGCGGAUCAACUCCCACAACGCUGGGAACAUGUUCAUCUACGAGUACUGUGGCGUAAAGGUGAGACAUGAUCCAUAGCGUGUUCGCUAAUCUUUCCGUGUAACUCACUCUAAGUGGUCGCUCCCAUUCCGAAGCUCCAACCAAGAGCACGGUCUUGGGGUUCAUUAAGAGUUCUUCAAGGUGUAAUUGGAAGUAAAACGCGCAGAAAAACAAGGGGAGGACCAGUAAGAUCACCAACUUGACCAGCUACACGUUUGAACUUCUAGUUGGGUUGUUCGAUACGGCUUUAAAAUUUCUUGUUGAUAGCCUAGUCCAUAACAUCUAUGACUAAAACAAAAAAAAUCCGUCUUCUGCGACUUGAAAGGGCGGGACUUCUCUGCGCCCUCCUUAUCUCUCGACGUCUCUCUCAUGCUUACGUGCUAUUUCCAUGUUUCUCUGACCUCGCCGGUGAGGGUACGCGAAAACUGUCAAGGCGGUCUAUGGACUAUAUAUAGUCUACUUUACAAUACUUCUCUUGAUCUCCAUGUAUAGCUGAUUCACGGCUAGCUUAGGACGCUAAGAGGGCGUGUUGUGUCUGCGUUCUCCACGAGCCAGGCACUGUCUCUGCAUUAUCGUGUCGGGACCCUUUUUUCAAUGGCUCAAGCAAGCCGUGAAUGAGCUAUACUUAUGUUGCUCAAGGGCCUACUCCAUUUCUUGCCAUUCUCAAAUUUGGUGCUGCUGCUGGGCCUGUCAACCUUGAUUUCGCUUAUUUCAACUCUUCUCAGCUUUUCUCUCUCACUUUUCUAAACUCUCAAACGAUCCCCUUAUUUUCGAAAAAAAAACUUUGCCAGGGAAGAAGUAUUUUCCUAAACCUCCUCAUAGCAAACCAGCAAUCUUGUAAAAAUUGUUUCUGUUCCAGGAUAUUUCAAAGUCAAUCACGGGGGUGGAGAAAUUCGGUGUGACGCGGGUGCGGCUGUCGCGGAGCUUCGUCUUCGCCAACAUGCAAGCGGCUAACGAGUUCGAGGAGCAGAGGACACGGUUUUUCAACGAUAAUGAGGCCAAGGACGACUACAUGGAGGUUCGGACUUGAUAAUUUCUCUGACAUGGGGCGCAUAAAGGCCGCCACACCUCUUUCUCUGACCGAAGCUAUUUCGUCGUUUUCUCGCAGCUAGACAACGACGAAAUAGUGUGUGUCAGAGAAAGGGUUGUGGCGGUCUUUAUGCGCCCCAUUUCAGAGUGAGAGAAGAAACUAUGAUUACUGACUUCGGAACCAAUGAAGGGAAUAUUUUCAGGUAAAAGAGGGAAUGGACUUGGCGGACGUCGUUUUCAUCGACGAACUGCUCUGUUUCAACCGUCCCAACCCUCCAUGGUAAGUUAAUCACUUUUCUUGAAGUUAUAAAAAUAUGGAAAUACGUACAGGUUCCUGCAUCCGAUCGUCUUUUGGAUAUUCUCGCUGUGCAUUUUGUCCUGGCCGUUGCGCAUUUACACAGAAUGGCGAACUGCGAUUCUAUCAUUUCACGUCGUCAAAUUGUUCGGGACCAAUUAUUUGAGGUCAUUUCUUUUUUUGAAAAGCAUUUAUUAUUGGACCUUUAUAAAACGAACUUCUUUUUUUGGAUCUUCAAAAUGAGAAAAAGCUUUGCUUAUUCAAAAUUCUUCAUUCAUUUUAACUACAUCCAAAAAUUCGAAUUCAAAAAAUUAUUUUACUACCUAGUUUUUGAGACUCAAAAGGCCUACGCCGAAAAAUAAGGAAGUCAUCAAUCAAAAUGGAUCAGGGGAAAAGGAAUGGAGAUUAAAGGCUUGAGUUGCUUGCAAUUUUCAAAAUGUUCGUUUUAUAGUUUUUCGUUUUCCAAAAAGAGGAAAAUUUGUAGCUUGAACUACGUUCGUUUAAAAUGCAUGUUGUCCAAAAAAAAAAUUCUUCGUUCCAUUUGCAAAGUUUGGCCAAGUUUCUGACCGAUGGUUAUUCUACAUAGGGGCUUUCGUGACACGAAAAAAAUAUCUCAAAAAACAAAACUUGGAGCAAAUUGGUAUGGAAGUUCGUCAAAAGUUGUAAGCUUCAAUAAAACUCAACAAACUCUAAUUUUGGUUUUAUCAUUCUCAUAAUCAAGUUUCAUUUAUUUGCCUUGUUAGGGAAAAUUCGCAAGUAGUAAGGACCAUAGAACUUUAGAACCGGCCCAGAAGAAACAGGCACAGAAGCCGAAACUGAUAUGACUGGGGGGAGUGGGACUAGCCUAAUCUGUUUAACUUCAAGACCGACGCUUGAUCAGCAAACUUUUCAGUCCAUCAUCCGGCAACUACACGGGUCCCCUGACACGAACAUCAACCAUGGACACGGCAGAACUGGAAGCUCUAAUGCGACGCGAGCAACAGUUCGUCGUGCCGUCCUACAGCGAGGCGAUGCUGCUGCAGAGUACGAUGGCGCGAACUGGACCUGGUCGACCUCCAGAAGCUCUCAUCUUUCCGCGUCCGCUCAUCUCCAACAACAACGAGCAUAUCGUCUUGCGGAAUUACGGCGCCGUCGAGGAAGGCCUUCCACCGUCGACGCCGAGGCCGACGACGUCGUUCUCUCAAAGAUUGAUGAGGACCAGUCGGAGUAUGAGCUUCUCCAGGCCUAGCAGGUGAUCUAGCGUCCACUUGAACUAGUGAAUAGUCCUUUUCAGAGACGCUUCAAGAGCAAUCCUGCCACGGAGGCCGAUCGCGUCUCUGCGCGGAACCGGCGGCGGUCCGUCGCGGUCUUUAUCGAUAAGCGGCAUGUCGGCCUGGUCCAAUGGGUAUAGUCCAAUCGGAGAUGAUUCUCAGCAGCUCAUCGAGCCCGAUGAACCACCACCCCCUUAUGAGGUUGGCUUUAUCGAAUUUCUGAUGGAUUUCUAUACUUCUCGGCCAAUUUUUAAGACUUCAGAGGAAGUUAAGCUAUUUGUAGUCGGUCUUUUGAAUGAAACUUCAUUCAGUAGAUACAGUUUUUCCUUCCGAUUCUGAAUCUCUACUUGGAAACUCCCACGAAAGUCUGUGAGAAAAAUUAUGGUCGCUCAAUUCGACAGGAACUCUAGUGCUCAUGAUAGCUGAUCACACAAAAAAUCAAUUAGCAACUUUUUGAAAAUAAUGUGUGACUUGGAUAAACUUAAGAAAUUCAGAGUGGACCCUUUAGGAGCAGCCUUAGGGGCCCUUAGAGGUUUACCAGCCCCUAUAGGAGCCACUGAGGGUUGCAAAAGUGGUCCCUAUAGGGGUUUUAAUUAGUGGCCCUUGAGGGGCACGACAAUUGUUAUGAACUCCAAGCGAAGAAGCAUUUCCAGGGGAACAACUUUUUUGACUGAAAUUGAAAGACCCCUCUAGGGUCCACUGGAGAUACCCUUGACAAAAAAAAAAAAAUCAAAACCAACUUCAAAAAUCAUCCAGGUGGCCCUCCGAAUGUGCGCUCCACUGUACGAGCGGCUCCGACGGUCGAUUUCCUCUCGUCUGGCCUCGAUCUCCCACUCGAGCUCGAAAGACCUGAAGUCGUUGGCGCUGAAGAACAACAACAAUAACAAUAAUCUACCGUAA
Molecule: messenger RNA, 4830 nt
Organism: Caenorhabditis auriculariae
Lineage: Eukaryota; Metazoa; Nematoda; Chromadorea; Rhabditida; Rhabditidae
Source: the annotation of a GenBank genome assembly